Stereum hirsutum FP-91666 SS1 is the source of this 747-nucleotide messenger RNA. RefSeq lists its product as uncharacterized. The record is from RefSeq and is a predicted model, not a curated record. NCBI's taxonomy places the organism in Eukaryota, Fungi, Basidiomycota, Agaricomycetes, Russulales, Stereaceae. The coding region runs from base 1 to 747 and encodes 248 amino acids. The transcript is spliced from 2 exons.
AUGUUCUUACAGACUUGGCACUUUGACGGGAACGUGGGAGUAUACACUAAAAUAGUAUCAACGCCUUUGCGCCCUCGUCUGUCCAAUCCACCAGCCUCACAUGAUUCAUCUCCGAGCUCAGUGCCAAGCGCCCCGCCCUCCUCUCCACUCAACACGGACACUUCAACUAUCGUGACACCCACGGCGGCCAAAGUGUCAGCUAGACCGAGAGACCUGUUAAUACCCGAGGGCCCACGUCCGCCAAGCAAGCUCACAGCCUUGCUUGCUGCUGCGAAGCCUCCUUCUGCACCUGCGAUCGACUUGACAGGAGACGAUGAUGAUGGCAACCUUCUGGAGAUUAAAUCUGUGUCAACGACUACCCGUGCAUCUGUGUCUCAUAAGAGGAAACAUCUAGACGAAGUGAGCAUCAAAUCAGAGCUCACAGAUGCCGAUGUCAUUGUUCUGUCCGAUGACGACGAUGCUCGUUCUGGGGCCCAUCAUGUUCCUCCAAAGCCGAAGCGUGCUCGUCGACCAGCAACAGUAGCUGGCUCUGAUUUCCAAACUAAGAUCACUCGUCAAUGCCAUGUGAAGACGAUCGUGACCCUUACAGAGAUUCCGAAAAUAUGGAUCAUUCCUCGGGAGGAAGGUGUUGCAUAUAUUGUUAAGCUUUCCGCGCAGCCCGAGAUGGAAUGGAAACGGGAUGCAAGUGGCGCACUGAUGAAUAUGGUGGCGAUCAUCACGUCUCAGGACCACUUACUGCAGAGUUAA